Miscanthus lutarioriparius is the source of this 2580-nucleotide messenger RNA. The record is from the annotation of a GenBank genome assembly. Lineage: Eukaryota; Viridiplantae; Streptophyta; Magnoliopsida; Poales; Poaceae.
AUGGACCUCGACCCCUCCCCCGCCUCCGCCCACGGCGACGGCGGCGGCUGCGCCGACGCCUGGCCCUUCGACUCGCUCACCACGUCCAUGCUCUUCUCCUCCUCCUGGCUCACCCCGCCCUCGCCGCUCUGGCUCUUCGAGGACCGCCACAUGCUCCCGCUCGACGCCCCCGCCGCCGCGCCGGAGGCAGCCGUCGUGGCCGCCGUCGUCGAGGAGGUCCAGCGGCCACGCUCCGCUUCGAUGACUGUGGGUGUUAUAUCAUCCUUCCUCGCCUUACCAUUAUGCUUCUAUUAUCCAAGGAAUUCUGACACUUCAAGCAAGAGAGUUGAACAAAUCAAUCACAAAUGGCAGCUUCAUCUAUCUCUGGACGAAGAUGGCACAGAUAACUCUAGCUUGGUCAAAGAGAAGCUUACACAACCUCUUUGGUACUUCAAGGAGUCCACAGAUCAACACCUGUUGGUCCAAGUCUGGGCACCAGUCAAGAACGGAGACCGCUAUGUGCUUACUACUUCAGGACAACCUUUUGUGCUUGACCACCAGAGCAUUGGCCUACUUCAAUACAGAGCUGUAUCCAUGAUGUACGUGUUUUCAGUUGAUGGGGAAAAUGUUGGAGAGCUGGGCCUACCUGGGCGUGUUUAUAAGCAAAAGGUGCCUGAGUGGACACCAAAUGUGCAGUACUAUAGCAGUGUUGCCCUGCCUGUUUUUGAUCCUGCCUCUCAGUUGUGUAUUGCUGUUGUCGAACUUAUAAUGACAUCAAAGAAGAUAAACUAUGCCUGUGAGGUCGAUAAAGUCUGCAAAGCCCUUGAGGCCGUAAAUCUUAAAAGCACUGAAAUAUUGGACCAUCCAAAUGUCCAGAUAUGUAAUGAAGGCCGUCAAGCUGCUCUGGUCGAAAUACUGGAGAUCCUGACUGUAGUGUGUGAAGAGCACAAGCUUCCUUUGUCACAGACCUGGGUUCCUUGCAAGUAUAGAAGUGUAUUGGCACAUGGUGGUGGUUUAAAGAAGAGUUGCUUAAGUUUCGAUGGAAGUUGCAUGGGGGAAGUCUGCAUGUCAACUAGUGAUGUGGCGUUUCAUGUGAUUGAUGCUCAUAUGUGGGGAUUUAAAGAUGCAUGUGUGGAGCAUCACCUACAGAGGGGACAAGGAGUUUCUGGAAAGGCAUUUAUCUCACACAAACCUUGCUUUUCAAAAGAUAUCCAGAAGUUCUGUAAGUUGGCAUAUCCCCUUGUACACUAUGCUCGCAUGUUUGGGUUGGCUGGCUGCUUUGCAAUAUGCUUGCAAAGUUCUUAUACCGGGAAUGACGACUACAUAUUAGAGUUUUUCUUGCCGCCCGAUUGUAUUGACGAAGAUGACCAAAAUGCCUUACUGGAGUCUAUAUUAACUCUGAUGAAGCGGUGUCUUCGUAGCCUAAAGGUAGUUGGUGACAGAGAUUCAAGUGGGGCUUCUCUUCAACUUAGUAAUGUGCUAAAACUUGAGAAUGAAGAAUUCAAAACAGAUGCACAGUUUGAUAACUCUGAUGGUUCCCUUCGUGAAUCACCUGAUGGUGAUAGACAUGGAGGAGCCCACAAGUUUGAUAACGGGAACAAGAAAGUUUUGGAUGUGACAGAGGGGCAAUUGUUGACUGAUGACUACUCUCAAGACAAUGGUACUUCUGCUGGCAGGCCAAAUGGUAGCGGUGCUUCUGAUUCUUCAUUGCUUCACAAAACCAACAAACCCCCUGAAAGGAGACGUGGGAAAGCUGAAAAGACUAGUUUAGAGGUUCUUCAGCAAUAUUUUUCUCGGAGCUUGAAAAACGCAGCUAAAAGCCUUGGUGUUUGUCCUACAACCAUGAAGCGCAUCUGCCGGCAGCAUGGAAUUUCUCGUUGGCCAUCUCAAAAAAUUAAUAAGGUCAACCGGUCUCUCUCGAAAUUAAAGCAGAGAUUCUUUGUUGGUGUAGUCAUGGCCCAGCAAGGAUUUAUAGACAAUAACAAUGACACGCAGCUUGAAGCUGACAAAGCUUCUCACUCGAGAAGUUCAUCUGGAGAAGGCAGCAUAAAUUCACGCACUUCAGAAGGCUCAUGCCAGGGAAGUCCAGCAAACCAAACAUUUGUUUGUAAGCCAAUUGCUUCAACAUUCGCAGAACCUCAACUUAAUCAAGAGUUCAACAAAGAGCCUUUUCAAGAACCACAACUACCACUUUCCAGGAUGCUGAUUGAAGAUUCUGGUAGCUCCAAAGAUUUGAAGAAUCUCUUCACUUCAACAUCGGACCAACCAUUUUUGGCCCCUCCCAACAACUUGGUGUCAAUGAAGCAUUCAGGGACUGUUACGAUAAAGGCAAGUUUUAAGGAAGAUAUUGUAAGGUUCCGUUUCCCAUGCUCAGGUGGUGUUAUUGUAUUGAAAGAGGAGGUAGCGAAAAGGCUAAGGAUGGAUGUUGGUACGUUCGAUAUCAAGUAUCUCGAUGAUGACCAUGAGUGGGUAAAGUUGGCGUGCAACGCAGACUUGGAAGAAUGCAUGGAGAUCUCGCGGCUUUCUGGUAGCCAUGUCAUCAGGCUACUGGUUAGUGAUAUUGCAGCACACUUUGGCAGUUCUUGUGGAAACUCUGGUUGA